Messenger RNA from Ostreobium quekettii, 498 nucleotides. Lineage: Eukaryota; Viridiplantae; Chlorophyta; Ulvophyceae; Bryopsidales; Ostreobiaceae. The record is from the annotation of a GenBank genome assembly.
AUGGCGCACCUCGUCCUGCUGCUGGCCGUCGCCAUCUGCGCCGCGAGGGCGACCGGCGAGAUCACUCCCGCCGAAGGCGCCGCGCCGGCCGACAUCGAGUAUAUCAACCCCCCUUCGCUUUUGAACGCAACCGAACUCGGCUACACGCAAGUAGUGACGGCCGCCAAUGUGAAGAAGACGGUCUGGAUUUCGGGCCAGACGAGCCAGGACACGGGUGGCAACGUCGUCGGCACAACUCUGGAAGAGCAGGCCGACACAACAACUGCAAACGUGAAGAAGGCACUUGAGGCGGUGGGUGCCACGGUGGACAACAUCGUGCAUAUUCAGGUCUUUAUCGCCAACUACAACCCCGAUACAGACAUCCCAACUGUUGCAAAGGUUACGAAGGCGUUCGAAGGCUCCAACGGGACGUUCCCCUCCGCCGAGCUUAUAGGGGUGCAGUCACUCUUCUCCAGGGAGCUCCUUAUCGAGAUAAACGCCGUGGCUGUGCUGCCGUAA